UAUGGUGACUCGCUCACCUGAUAGAGAGUCUGCAUGCUAAAAGUCUUCAAUCGAUUGCUACCAGGACCUCGACGUUGUAUAUUAUCACCUCGGCUCUAUCGUCACCGUCUGCCAGCACUCUCCAGGACUUUGCAAAGCAUGGCCACCCCCGUUCACCCGGUCGCGUCCAGCUCUCAACCUGCGCAGAUCUCUGCGCUGAAGAGUCCCCAUGCCAAUGAUACGAAGAAACCAAAGGAAAAGAAGACAAAGGUUGCUGCCACGUCGGAACACCCUCUCGAGCCUCGACCGGCUUUCUUCGAUCAUCGUAUUGAAAUGUUUGAAAAGCUGAAAGCAGAGUAUGAUGAAUGGGUCAAGUGUGAGCCAUCACGCUUCACUAUGCUGCAUCUCCUUUUUGAAGCCUUCUUACAGCCCAACCUCGCGAGGAGAUCGAUGUUACCCUUCCCGAUGGUUCGAAGCGAAAGGGUACAAGCUGGCAGACUUCACCCAUGGAUAUUGCCAAAGAGAUUUCAAAAGGUCUCGCCGACCGAAUCGUUAUUGCGAAAGUUGACGGCGAUGUUUGGGAUUUGGAACGACCAUUGGAGAAGUCAUGUUCUCUUGAGUUGCUAGAUUUCGAGCAUCCCGAAGGUAAACGUGUCUUUUGGCAUUCUUCGGCGCAUGUUCUCGGCGAAGCUGCGGAACGUCACUACGGAUGCCAUCUUUGCAUUGGUCCUCCCACCGAGGAAGGAUUCUUCUAUGAGAUGGCUAUUGAGGAUAGACCUGUUACUAAUGCAGAUUACCCCAACCUAGAAAAACUCACUGACGCUGCCAUUAAGGAGAAACAGAAGUUCGAGCGACUUGUUGUUUCGAAGGAAAAGCUUCUCGAGAUGUUCGGAUACAACAAGUACAAGAGAUAUAUCAUUGAGACCAAGAUACCUGACGGCACCUCUACCACUGUAUACCGAUGCGGCCCUAUGAUCGAUCUCUGUGUCGGUCCCCAUAUUCCACAUACGGGAAAAAUCAAGGCUUUCAUGCUCACCAAGAACUCUGCUUCGUACUUCCUUGGUGAUCCGACCAACGAUUCCUUGCAACGUAUUUACGGUAUCUCUUUCCCCGACAAGAAGCAAUUAAGCGAGUACAAGGUUUUCCUGGCGGAAGCCGCGAAGCGCGAUCAUCGAAAGAUCGGUAAAGAGCAAGAACUCUUUUUCUUCAACGAUCUGAGUCCUGGAAGUGCCUUCUUCUUGCCUCAUGGUACCAGGAUCUAUAAUACCCUCGUUGAGCUCAUGCGCUCUGAGUACUUCAAACGCGGCUACCAGGAAGUUAUUUCCCCCAACAUGUACAACGCCAAGCUUUGGGAGACUUCUGGCCACUGGCAAAACUACGGGGAGGACAUGUUCGCUCUCGAUGUCGAGAAGGAAAAAUGGGCUCUCAAACCCAUGAACUGCCCCGGCCACUGUGUCAUCUUCGACUCUCGGGAUCGUAGUUACAAGGAGCUGCCUAUCCGAAUGGCCGAGUUCGGUAUCAUUCAUAGAAACGAAGCCUCUGGUGCGCUCACCGGCUUGACUCGUGUGAGGAGGUUCGUGCAAGACGAUACCCAUGUGUUCUGCAUGCAUUCUCAGGUUGAAGAAGAAUUAUACGCCCUGUUUGAUUUCAUGGAACGUAUUUACGGAUUGUUCGGAUUCGAGUUCAAGCUUGAGCUCUCUACUAGACCAGAGAAGCACCUUGGUUCCAUCGAGACUUGGGACCAAGCCGAGGCUCAACUCAAGAAAGCCCUCGAGAAGCAAUACCCCGGCCAGUGGGAGCUCAACCCAGGUGACGGUGCUUUCUACGGCCCCAAAAUCGAUAUCACCAUCCGUGAUGCCCUUCGUCGUUCCUUCCAAUGUGCUACUAUCCAACUCGACUUCCAGCUGCCUGAGCGCUUCGGUUUGAAGUACCGCUCGGCUGAGGACAACGCGGAGAACAAGGAUAAACCUCCUUCGAGACCCGUUAUUAUCCAUCGUGCAAUCUUGGGUAGUUUGGAGAGGUUCAUCGCAAUCCUCACCGAGCACUUCGCUGGGAAAUGGCCAUUCUGGUUGUCUCCUCGCCAGGUCCUUGUCGUCCCUGUUGCCGGUCCAUACAAAGAGUACGCCACCGAGAUAGCCAACAAGCUCACCAGUCUCAAUAUCUUUGCCGAUGUCGACAAUAGCGGCGACACUUUGCCCAAGAAGGUUCGUAACGGCGAAAUCGCUCAAUACAACUUUAUCCUUGUUGUCGGGCAGGAGGAGUUGGACGGUAGGUCUGUCAACGCGCGUAACCGCGAUGAUGUUGGUACCAAAGGGAAGGCGGAGAUGAUUCCGUUGGAGGAUAUCUCGAAGAAGCUGGUUCAAUUGAAGGAGAGCAGGAGCUUGCACAACAAAUUACCAUAGACAUCAGGAUGUGCUAUUCGUGCUUGUGUGGGUGGUAUGGAACUUGACGACGAAAUGUGUGUUGCGAAGAAUGUUCUGUACUUCUAUGAUAGGCACUAUGCAUAUUGUACGUGUACACCAAUCUUGAGGUGUGGCAACUCGAUGUUGGCGGAAGAAAUACGGAUGCACCGGAGCCGUACUAGCCUCACCUAGUACACAACCUGCCCUAAACAGCGGCAUUGAGCGGGUGAUGGACAGCUGAGGACUCACAAAAGGGUAGGCAUUCGCAGUGACUAACGCGGGCAAACUGAGCGAAUGGGUGGAAACCUUGAGACCAUUCAAAGCAAGCGAUCUCUCACGGGGCCGCCAUUUGUAGAAGGAGUGUGGUCUGAGCUCGUCAAUCUGCUCAUAUCUUCCACUUUCUUCGCCGACGUCAACAGUGAUGGUGAAAUAACCUCUUGUUGGACAAGAAGUUAGACAGCAAGUCUGCUAACGCGCACAAUUCACAAGAACGUCGGUGUCGGUACUAGGACGAAAACAUGUGCAGUCCAGGGUGACGGUGAACAUGAAGAAACUGGUUCAGGAGCU
Messenger RNA from Somion occarium, 2948 nucleotides. Lineage: Eukaryota; Fungi; Basidiomycota; Agaricomycetes; Polyporales; Cerrenaceae. The record is from the annotation of a GenBank genome assembly.